This is a messenger RNA of Selaginella moellendorffii, 1584 nucleotides long. Its product is annotated as ribosomal RNA small subunit methyltransferase G. NCBI's taxonomy places the organism in Eukaryota, Viridiplantae, Streptophyta, Lycopodiopsida, Selaginellales, Selaginellaceae. Gene Ontology annotation, cellular component: cytoplasm; cytosol. Gene Ontology annotation, molecular function: rRNA (guanine-N7-)-methyltransferase activity. The record is from RefSeq and is a predicted model, not a curated record. Gene Ontology annotation, biological process: rRNA processing. The transcript is spliced from 8 exons. The coding region runs from base 30 to 848 and encodes 272 amino acids.
GAGAAAGCCCUAAACCCUAGUUCUUCGCAAUGGCACUAUCUCCCAAACUAUUGCUCCAGUGGAAGGCGCUCCAAGGCCAUGGCGGCAAUCGAUUGGUAUGUUUCUCGUCUAGAGCGAGAGUCUUCUGCGAGAAUGCGCUCGAUCCAUCGCAAUCGAAGCUCGUGAGCGCCUACAUUGACAAGCUUCUCGUUUGGAACCAGCGUAUGAAUUUAACUUCCGUGACAGACCGUAAGGAAAUGAUGGAAAGGCACAUAAGAGACUCUCUUUCACUUCUUCCAGUGAUUGAAAAGCACUGCUCACUGAGCGAUGGGAAUUUGAAGGUGGUCGACAUAGGCAGUGGUGCUGGUCUUCCAGGAAUCAUUUUUGGUAUUGCAAGACCAAACUGGAAAAUUACGCUGAUAGAAUCCAUUCAGAAAAAGUGUGACUUCUUAGAGGACGCUGUGCUCGCUGUGAGUUUACAAAAUGUUAGCGUCGUUCGUGCAAGGGCAGAGGAAAAAGGACGAGAUGCGGAGUUUCGUGAAACUUUCGAUGUAGCAGUGGCAAGAGCUGUCGCAGAAAUGCGAGUUCUCGCCGAGUUGUGCUUGCCUUUUGUUGCCGCUGGAGGAAUCAUGGUUGCCGCUAAGGGUGCCAAUCCUGAGGAGGAAGUUAAAAGCGCAGAAGAAGCUAUAACGCUUUUGGGAGGAUCAUGUGCAAACAUUAUUGAAGUUGAUUCUGAAAGUCCGUUCGGGACCAGGACUGCAGUUGUGUGCCUGAAAGCUACUCCCACGCCGGAGAAAUACCCAAGGAGACCAGGAGCACCUAGCAAACGACCUUUGGGAUUCAGAAGCAAGAGAACCGAAGCUGGAUAAGAUCAUCUAAGAACUGAUUCUCGAGGGAAGUUCUACCAAUUUUUUUACUGUAAGUCUCUUGUUAUAUCUUGAAAGACACAGGAAGUUGGAUAUCUAAACAACUGAUCAGAAGUGGUAGAAGAGCUUGGCAAUGACUUUGAUGAUGAAAGUAGCACCAUCAAUGGAGAGGCUCGCGAUUCCCCUGGCGAGCUCGAAGUCCCCGGUGCUUCCAACCACAGAUAUGUCCCUCGAAGGCCAGAGAAUCACAAUGAAGUUGGUUUUGCCAUUAAACUCGUUAUGGCUGUCGAUGAUCGAGAAGACAGACAUGGCGUUAAGAGCAUUCCCAGGUUGAAUCUGAGUAUAGAUGUAAAUUCCCUCACCCGGUCUUGGAUGUUUGCAGUGCAAAACCCAGAGAGAUUAUCAUUAAAGACGAUGACCUCCCAAAGUCGAUGCCUGUGAUGUUGUGACCCCGGCCGGCCACCUCUUGGGAGGCGUCACCGGAUGGAUUGGUGGUGUUUUGGAGAGUGUCGCGGAGAGAUGAGGGUCUCUUUGGAGGAGCGGCAGUGAUUUGAGAAGCUGUGAUCAUCAUCACCACAAGAAGAAGAAGAUAGCGGAGCUCCAUGGAUCAGAGACUACUUGGGAAAACAGGCAUCUUUGCAUAAAUAUUUAUUUAAAACUAGGAGGAUAGUUAUUAGUAUGAUCACUAUAUGGACUUCUUGUCAUGCUAUACUGUAGUUAAAAAAAAGAAAGUAAGUUA